AUGAAAAGUGCACAAAGGGACUAUCCAGAUAUCCUACAUUCCUACAAGCAAAAUCCUACUUUGGUGCUAGAACCACAUACGCAGCAUGAGGACCGUCUCCAAAAGAUCCACGAAAUUCUCCCUCACCUGCGCGAUCUCCCCACGAAUGCAAAACGUCCACCUGGCUCCUUCGAUAUCUUUGGCUACGGCUCCAUCAUCUUCAAGCCGCCACCCCAUGUGAUUAGCUACACUCCCGGGUAUAUCCAAGGCUUUGUACGCCGUUUUGCGUUGCACUCGGAGGACCACCGCGGCACACCAGAGCGACCCGGUCGUGUGGUGACACUCGUAUCCGCAGAUCACUGGCACAGCUUGCCUGGCGCCGACGAUGCGCCGGAAGGUGACAUUGUCUGGGGCAUCAGCUAUACCAUUGACCCGGCGCAUGCGGACGAGGUGCGAGCCUACUUGGACAAUCGCGAGAAGAUCGGUUAUACACCCAUGUGGGCACCGAUCUUCGGGUACCACGGCAUGUCAGAAGAACCCCAAGUACUUGUGCCGGAAGCCCUGGUGUAUGUGGGCUUGCCUGAUCAUGAAGCAUUUGUCGCCAUUUCGGCUCCCGGUGGACUUCGUCCCAGGCAGUACAGUAACAAUACGCAAGAGGAGAUUUCGAAGCAGGCCGUCGAUGAUCCCAUUGGUGCUACAAACAAGGUGAUGAAGAUGCCUAACCUUGGGCAACCGGGCUACGAGUCCUUUGCAAAGCACGAGUAUGGUGUUGUUCAUCCUGGUGACAGGGCCUCACACCACCAGGUGCCCUGGUUCGACGAUGGCACCUUCCCUUUCACGCAGCCGGCUGGCUCCAGUCGCGACUCGCGUGGUGCUCUCAAGCAUGUGCCGAAGUCGACAAACGGCUUCGUCCUGAAAGAUGAUCUUCAUCUCAGCGGUGACGCGGUGCAGCCGUACUACAUUACCGAGGACUACAACGCUGACGAUGUCAAGCGAGCGAUUGUCGUUAUCCCAGGCAUGCCCCGCGAUGCAUGGAAAUGGACAACGUUGAUGCAGAACGCUUUCCGCUAUGUGUACACUAAUAAGAAGUAUGGCAUGAAGAAAAAAGACGUGAUUAUUGUGUCGCCUCUUGCUCUGAUCCAAGAAGAUAAGGAGGCAGGUGCCGUGACGAACGACAACUGGGCCGUGUAUAAAAGCUCAUUUUGGUCGGCAGGUGGACACACAAUCUCGCCAAGCUUGAAGAAUCCUGUAUCGUACUUUACGGCGUUGGACAAAAUGGUGGAUAUGCUACUGGACAAGAGCAAGUUCCCUAACAUUGACAAGGUGGUGAUCGCCGGCCACUCGCUGGGGGCCCAGGCUGUUCAGCGGUACUCAGUGAUCCGCAAGUAUAACGACAACCAGGACGACUCGUUGUUGUGGUGGAUUGGUAACCCGGGCUCUUGGACGUGGCUCACCGAUAAGCGCCCGACCUACUGGCCGAACUGCCCUGACUUGAUGAACUCUUGGCCCUAUGGUCUUAAUGAAUCGGCCCUUCCUGAUUAUAACAAGGACGCAAACUCGGGAGACCUCGUUAAUACAUUCCGUGGAAGAACUGUGCAAAUUGCCCUUGGUCUGGAUGACAACGGUGCCGGAAACACGCACUGCCAAGCCUACUACCAGGGAGCGAACCACCUAGACCGCGGCACUCAUUUCAUCAAGAGUCUAGUGAAUAUGGAUGGUGGUCUGCCCUCGGGAUUUGAGGUGAACUACGUGGCCAAGGUUGCACACCAGGACUAUCCCAUGUUCGCCUCGUCCCGUUCGCUUGAUUUUAUUUUUGGCAAGGACUUUUAG
Messenger RNA from Malassezia sympodialis ATCC 42132, 1809 nucleotides. RefSeq lists its product as uncharacterized. The record is from RefSeq and is a predicted model, not a curated record. NCBI's taxonomy places the organism in Eukaryota, Fungi, Basidiomycota, Malasseziomycetes, Malasseziales, Malasseziaceae.